Messenger RNA from Mirounga angustirostris (Northern elephant seal), 967 nucleotides. RefSeq names its product regulator of G protein signaling 1 (gene RGS1). The record is from RefSeq and is a predicted model, not a curated record. The coding region runs from base 121 to 714 and encodes 197 amino acids. The transcript is spliced from 5 exons. NCBI's taxonomy places the organism in Eukaryota, Metazoa, Chordata, Mammalia, Carnivora, Phocidae.
UUUGAACAGCAAGAGCCCGUCUGCCUUUACUAUAUAAAGCAGCAGAUAUGUUGACGAGCAGAUAUUUGCCGAGUGAGGACUAUACGAAGAGCAGCCUUCUCCACGCCAAGGUUAGACAAAAUGCCAGGAAUGUUCUUCUCUGCUAAUCCAAAGGAAUUAAAAGAAACUGAUCAUUCACUUCUAGAUGAUAAAACGCAUAAAAAGAGGCCAAAGACUUUUAGAAUGGAUGUGAAAGCGUACCUGAGAUCUAUGAUCCCACAUCUGGAACCUGGAAUUAAACCUUCUAAAUCCAAAGACAUCAGACUCUCCAUUAAUGAAGUAAUGCAGUGGUCUCAAUCUCUGGAAAAACUACUUGCAAACCAAAUUGGUCAAGAUGUCUUUGGAAAUUUCCUAAAGUCUGAGUUCAGUGAGGAGAACAUUGAGUUCUGGCUGGCUUGUGAAGACUAUAAAAAAACGGAGUCUGAUCUUUUGCAUUGCAAAGCAGAGAAAAUAUAUAAAGCAUUUGUGCAUUCAGAUGCUGCUAAACAAAUCAACAUUGACUUCCACACUCGAGAAUCUACAGCCAAGAAGAUUAAAGCACCAACCCCCACGUGUUUUGAUGAAGCCCAAAAAAUUAUAUAUACUCUUAUGGAAAAGGACUCCUAUCCCAGGUUUCUCAAAUCGAAUAUGUACUUAAAUCUUCUGAACGAACUUCAGGCUAAUAGUCUAAAGUGAUCAGUUCCUGGCUGGAGAGAACUGAAGAUUGUAUCAAGGACAGAGGAAUGUGCCAGUUACCGCCCCCUGGGUGAACAACCUGGCCCUUUUGAGUGACUCCACAGGCCCAGGGGAAGAGCAAAUAACUCGAAAUGGAUUAACAUGGAAGUUAUCCAGCCUAAGGGUUGAAGGCACAUAAGCAAGAUGAGACCUGAGAGACAGAAGAAGGAAGGAGAUACUGUGGUCCUGUCAUAAAAAAACAGUGGACAUAUCA